Ilex paraguariensis (yerba mate) is the source of this 1140-nucleotide messenger RNA. The record is from the annotation of a GenBank genome assembly. Lineage: Eukaryota; Viridiplantae; Streptophyta; Magnoliopsida; Aquifoliales; Aquifoliaceae.
AUGGAGAGCACCCUCUCCAAGUCUACUCUUCACACACAUAGAUGUAUGCGUCGCACACCCUUCAACCGUUUGUUCGCCGGAGUUUACACCAUCGCCCUCUUUGCUCUGCUCUACCACCAUGCCUUUCGCAUGCGCCCAAUCCAUCGCCAACAAUUCCCUGAAAACCUUGAGAAAGUCGUUGACCGGAAGGAUUUUCCGGCGAUGGACAUCUUUAUAUGCACUGCAGAUCCGUACAAAGAGCCGCCGAUGACCGUCGUCAACACGACCUUGUCGGUGAUGGCUUAUGACUACCCAACGGAGAAGCUUUCAGUGUAUGUAUCAGACGAUGGAGGCUCAGAGCUUACUCUCUUUGCUUUAAUGGAGGCGGCAAAGUUUGGGAAGCACUGGUUACCCUAUUGUCGGCAAAAUAACAUCGUAGAUAGGUGUCCAGAAGCUUAUUUCAGAUCAAACCACCCUCGGAGUUCAGAGAUAGAUAAAAUCAAGUGCUUCUUGUCUGUGUGUACUGUGUAUAUCACUUGUAUUACAAAGGAGAAAGAACGACAAGGCAGACGCAUUAGCCAAGUUAGCAGCCGCUCUAGCAGCCCCCCUGGUGGCAGAACAGAAGUCAUUAUACAUGACAGGGUCCUUCUCCCAGACCUGAAAGAACUUAUCCAGGAUUGCAACGCUGUCACCAUAGUGGAAAUGGCUCCCUGCAUGGAGGAAGGUCGACCUUGCGUUGCUCGCCUGUCUGGUAGUGGUUUGGGCUCUUUUCGUAUGCGCGACGAUGAUAGCUACGAAAUGUGCCGAGCCUAUGUCCUUCCCAAUCUAAGGGACAGUGUAGAGCGAACUUACCCGAUUCUUCCCGAAUCUUUUCAGACAAGGAGGGAACAACAUCCCGGUCCGAUUCACGGUCGCGGAUCAGGAGAGAGUGACUUGUGUGACGCAUCUAUAUCUGGGGAUGAUCGGGUAGAACUCAGGGCUGUCAGGUGUCAAUCGGGGAACGAUCGAUUGGGUGUCCGGGGUGCAAUAAAGAUAGGGGACAAUACGCUUCGCCGUGCCAGCUAUGAGGCUAUAUUCUCGUUGAGUCGGGCGCUUGGGAAGACUGUCCUGUCGGGUUGGAAAACCAACAUCGGACCGGGAUGUUGUUCCCUCCUUGUCUGA